Messenger RNA from Penicillium verhagenii, 1545 nucleotides. Its product is annotated as cytochrome P450. Lineage: Eukaryota; Fungi; Ascomycota; Eurotiomycetes; Eurotiales; Aspergillaceae. The coding region runs from base 1 to 1545 and encodes 514 amino acids. The transcript has 2 exons. The record is from RefSeq and is a predicted model, not a curated record. Gene Ontology annotation, molecular function: iron ion binding; oxidoreductase activity, acting on paired donors, with incorporation or reduction of molecular oxygen; monooxygenase activity.
AUGUUGAUCUCACUCGAGAACGCCCCAUUCCUGGCUGCAGGCUUGCUCCUCGCCUACUUCCUUGUACCCUACCUGCAGCGCUCACGACUGCGCGAUAUCCCGGCCCCCGGUUUCGCAGCAUUCACCAAUCUGUGGCUACUUUUGCAAGCUCGCCAGGGUAAACGUUAUCUAUCUGUCGACGAAGCGCACGCCAAAUACGGAAAGCUUGUUCGCAUCGCGCCGAAGCAUGUCUCCGUUGCCGACGACGAAGCUGUGACCGCCAUCUACGGCCAUGGAAAUGGAUUCUUGAAGGCUGACUUCUACGACGCUUUCGUCUCCAUUCGCCGCGGUCUCUUCAACACCCGUGACCGCCACGAACACACCCGCAAGCGCAAGACUGUCUCACACACAUUCAGUGCGAAGUCAAUCGGUCAAUUCGAGCAGUACAUCCACGGCAACAUCGAGUUGUUUGUGAAGCAAUGGAACAAGCUCUCCGAUCUUGAAGCAAACCCGAAGACAGGCUAUGCAUCCCUCGACGCCCUCAACUGGUUCAACUACCUCGCUUUCGACAUCAUCGGUGAUCUCGCCUUCGGUGCCCCAUUCGGCAUGCUGGAGAAGGGCAAGGAUUUCGCCGAGAUGCGCAAAAACCCCAACGAACCACCCAAGUAUGUCGCUGCCAUCGAGGUCCUGAAUCGCCGUGGUGAAGUCUCCGCUACGCUGGGCUGUAUGCCGUCUAUCAUUCCCUUUGCGAAGUACAUUCCCGAUAAGUUUUUCAGCGAAGGUCUGGCCGCUGUAGAGAAUUUGGCCGGUAUUGCCAUUGCCCGUGUCAAUGAGCGCUUGAAGCCUGAGGCUGUUGCCAAUAACACCCGUGUGGAUCUGCUCGCCCGACUUAUGGAGGGCAAGGAUGAGACGGGUAGCACUCUUGGUCGGGAGGAACUUACUGCUGAGGCCUUGACACAGCUGAUCGCCGGUUCCGACACAACUUCGAACACUGCCUGUGCUAUUCUGUACUGGUGUCUCCGUACACCGGGCGUCAUUCCCAAGCUCCAGAAGGUCCUGGAUGAUGCUAUUCCCAAGGAUAUUGACGUACCCACUUUCGCCAUGGUCAAGGAUAUUCCUUACCUGCAGUGGGUCAUCUGGGAGACAAUGCGCAUCCACAGUACCUCUGCAAUGGGUCUUCCCCGCGAAAUUCCUGCCGGUGCAGCACCGGUCACUAUUUCUGGGCACAUUUUCGGCCCUGGAGAUGUGCUCUCUGUCCCUAGCUACACUAUCCAUCGCUCAAAGACUAUCUGGGGUGAUGACGCGGAGGAGUUCGUGCCUGAGCGCUGGAACCCCGAGCGCCUGACCGCGAGACAGAAAGCUGCUUUCAUUCCUUUCAGUCACGGCCCCCGUGCGUGUGUUGGGCGGAACAUUGCAGAGAUGGAGUUGCUUGUCAUGGGCGCUACUGUGUUUAGGCAGUUUGAGUUCCAGCUUGAGCAGGAUCACCCCAUGGAGACACGGGAGGGAUUCUUGCGAAAGCCUUUGGGUCUGCAGGUUGGUAUGCGGCGCAGAAGAACUCAGCUUUGA